CCAGAGAGACAGAGAGAGGGAGCGGAGGUCACGAUGCAGAAAGUGAAGUUAAAGUGUAAGAAUCUUCACGAGUUUAUGAGGGAUCUGAGACCCGGAGUCCUCGACAAACUCUACAACCACCCGGCCACCUGCCUGGCGGUCUUCAGGGAGCUGCCAGUCUUGGCCAGGAAUUAUGUACUACGUUUGCUGUUUGUGGAGCAGCCGAUUCCCGAGGCGGCCGUUUCCUUCUGGGUCAAGAAAGAAAAUCACAGCGAGCUGACGCACUGUGUGAACACACUGACCUCCCUCAGGCUGUGGUUACCCCAACAGUUGCCGGGGGGGCUGCAGGGUUUGCUGCUGAACCCCAUCUUCAGACACAACCUGCGCAUCGCACUGCUUGGGGGGGGGAAGGUCUGGGCGGACGACACAAGUCAACUGGGACCUGACAAACACGCUCGAGAUAUCGUCUCCCUUGACAAGUACAGCCUGGAGCGUUGGGAGGUGAUUCUGCACUUUAUGGUGGGAUCAGCAAAUGCUGCCGUCAGUCAGGACCUCUCCCAACUCCUCAUCCAGGCCGGGCUGAUGAAAAGUGAGCCAGGAGACAGUCCGUGUAUAACCUCGGCUGGAUUCCAAUUUCUCCUCUUAGACACCAGUUCUCAGCUUUGGUAUUUUAUGCUCCAAUAUCUACAGACAGCAGAGGCUCGAGGGAUGGAUUUGGUAGAGAUUCUCUCCUUUGUUUUUCAGCUCAGUUUCUCCACCCUGGGCAAGGAUUAUACUGUUGAGGGGAUGAAUGAUUCUCUGUUGACGUUUCUUCAGCAUCUGAGAGAGUUUGGACUCGUCUUUCAGAGGAAGAGGAAGUCUAGACGGUUUUACCCGACUCGGCUGGCCAUUAACCUGGCGUCUGGGGUCUCAGCCUCUGCGAGAGACGUACAUCAGACAGGAUACAUCAUCGUCGAGACAAACUACCGAAUUUACGCUUACACUGACUCGGAGUUACAGAUCGCAUUGGUGGCUCUGUUUGCCGACAUGCUGUACCGAUUCCCAAACGUGAUCGUGGCUCAACUGACACGGGAGGGUGUACAGCAAGCCAUCGCUAACGGCAUCACAGCCGACCAGAUUAUACACUUUCUGAGGACCAGGGCUCAUGCUGUGAUGCUCAAACAGACACCGAUUUUGCCUACGACCAUUACUGACCAGAUCAAACUGUGGGAACUAGAGAGAGACCGACUGCGCUUCUCAGAGGGGGUGCUGUAUAACCAGUUCCUGUCCCAGAUGGACUAUGAAGUGGUCAGAGACUUUGCUAAUGACCUUGCGGUGCUGGUUUGGGAGAACCCGGCCAAGAGACUAAUGGUCGUCACCCCCGAGGGUCACCCUGAUGUCAAGCGCUUCUGGAAACGACAGAAACACAGCUGAGGGGGGUGGGG
This is a messenger RNA of Callorhinchus milii (elephant shark), 1403 nucleotides long. RefSeq names its product general transcription factor IIH, polypeptide 4 (gene gtf2h4). Gene Ontology annotation, cellular component: transcription factor TFIIH holo complex; transcription factor TFIIH core complex. Gene Ontology annotation, biological process: nucleotide-excision repair. Bases 34 to 1392 code for a protein of 452 amino acids. The transcript is spliced from 14 exons. Gene Ontology annotation, molecular function: double-stranded DNA binding; ATPase activator activity. Lineage: Eukaryota; Metazoa; Chordata; Chondrichthyes; Chimaeriformes; Callorhinchidae. The record is from RefSeq and is a predicted model, not a curated record.